AUUUAUCUCGGAGUAAAGCCUCCACAGAUCAAGGAUGUUGAUUCUGCUGGCUUUCAUUAUUGUGUUUCACAUCACCUCGGCAGCACUGCUGUUCAUCUCAACGAUUGACAAUGCCUGGUGGGUGGGAGAUAAUUUUUCUGCAGAUGUCUGGAGAAUGUGUGCCACGAAUGCUAGCACCUGUACGGCCAUUACCGAUCAGUUCAGAGAGUAUCAAUCAAUUCAGGCUGUCCAGGCCACCAUGAUCCUGUCUACUAUUUUCUGUUGUGUGGCGUUUCUGGUUUUCAUUCUUCAACUCUUCCGCCUGAAGCAAGGAGAAAGAUUUGUGUUAACCUCUAUUAUCCAGCUCCUGUCAUGUCUGUGCGUUAUGAUUGCAGCUUCCAUUUACACAGACAGGCACGAAGAGCUACACAAGAGCAACCAGUACCCCACUGACAUUUCUGAAGGCCAGUACGGCUACUCCUUCGUCUUAGCCUGGGUCGCAUUCAUCUUUACUCUGAUCAGUGGCGUGAUGUACCUAGUAUUAAGGAAGCGUAAAUAAAUGUCAGCAGCUAGUUAUUUCUGUCACUGCAGUACAAAACCAAAUUCCAGUAACCAUUUUGUAUAUAAUCAUUUACAUGGUUUUGUAGUAAAGGUAUUGUUUCUCUAAAAA
Molecule: messenger RNA, 649 nt
Organism: Opisthocomus hoazin
Lineage: Eukaryota; Metazoa; Chordata; Aves; Opisthocomiformes; Opisthocomidae
Source: RefSeq, a predicted model, not a curated record